Molecule: messenger RNA, 452 nt
Organism: Drosophila suzukii
Lineage: Eukaryota; Metazoa; Arthropoda; Insecta; Diptera; Drosophilidae
Source: RefSeq, a predicted model, not a curated record
ACCGGCAUUUGUCACAAUAUGCAAAUUGUUCGCUAUCUAAUCGCCUUGGUCUUCUCCGUUUUCAUGGUGGCCACAUCGCUGAAGAUCGAGGAGCGCUACCGGCGGUGCAAUGGCUACAAGAUUUCCACCCCGGAUCGAUUGGUCAUCCAAAUGGAACGGCGGGGUUUAAAGUGCCAGUCCAAAAACCUGGAGAAGAGGCGUUUACAAGUUUAAAAACAGAAAACGGGAAAACCUGACGGAAAUCCGAGGACCCUAGGGCCGAAAAUCAGUGAUAUGGAAUUCAGAACUCUAUUCCGAGUCAGCUCAAUGGAAAAAGGAAGGAUACUGCCUCAGAGGCAACAUUAAAUUUUAAGCUAAGCUCAAAUUAGUAAUCAAAUCUUUUUUUAGUUCUAUAAAUGUGAUUAAAAUUUACUAAGAUUCAAUUGUCAAUUCAUUUAAACUGCUAAGCACAA